GGGAAGCCAACUUAGUGAACAUUAAUAUAUCCCACCAAGUUACUAAGAUAAAACGAAACACUGUCAAAAUGUCUCUUCCAUAUACGAUUCUCCUUUUUUUGAUAUUUUCAACAUCAUCAACUUAUUUCAUCUCUUUCGCACACUCCAAAAUCGCUCGACUUGGGAUUUCUUCGAAAACACUAAAGAAUGCAUCCGAUGGAUCAACACAAAAAGUAGAUGAAUAUGAUCUAGAAAUGUACUACUUUAAUCAGACGCUCGACCACUUCACAUUCACGCCGAAAAGCUACAUGACUUUCCAACAAAGAUACGCCAUCGAUUCCACGCACUGGGGUGGUGCUAAAGCCAACGCGCCAAUCUUAGCAUUUCUUGGAGAGGAAUCGUCGUUAGACUCUGAUUUGGCUGGCAUCGGUUUUCUUCAUGACAACGGUCCUCGCCUAAAAGCGCUCCUCGUCUACAUAGAGCAUAGGUAUUAUGGGAAGACAAUGCCAUUUGGAUCAGCAGAAGAAGCAUUGAAGAACGCAAGUACGUUGGGGUAUCUGAACGCAGCACAAGCCCUAGCAGACUACGCCGCGAUUCUCUUGCACGUUAAGGAGAAGUACUCCACCAAACAUAGCCCUAUCAUUGUAAUAGGAGGAUCCUAUGGUGGAAUGUUAGCGGCAUGGUUCAGGCUAAAAUAUCCACACAUAGCACUCGGAGCAUUAGCAUCUUCAGCUCCUCUUCUCUACUUUGAAGAUACUCGUCCUAAAUUUGGUUAUUAUUAUAUUGUAACCAAAGUUUUCAAGGAAACAAGUGAAAGAUGUUAUAACACGAUCCGUAAAUCUUGGAAAGAAAUAGAUAGAGUUGCUGCCAAACCCAAUGGUCUCUCGAUCCUUAGCAAAACAUUCAAAACUUGCGCUCCAUUGAACGGAAGCUUUGAUAUCAAAGACUUCUUGGACACAAUAUAUGCUGAAGCUGUUCAAUACAACCGGGGUCCGAGUUAUUGGGUGGCCAACGUGUGUAACGCAAUCAACGCCAACACACCAAACCGUAAAAGCAAUUUACUCGAUCGGAUUUUUGCUGGUGUUGUCGCUUUAAUAGGCAAUCGAACUUGCUAUGAUACCAAUAUGUUUUCGCAGCCAACAAACAGUCACAUCGCAUGGAGAUGGCAGAGCUGCAGCGAGAUAGUGAUACCCGUGGGAUAUGACAAACAAGAUACAAUGUUUCCAACGGCACCGUUUAACAUGAGCAGUUACAUUGAUGGAUGUGAGUCUUAUUAUGGUGUCCCUCCUAGGCCACAUUGGAUCACAACGUACUUCGGCAUUCAGGAUGUCAAGUUAAUCCUUCAAAGAUUUGGGAGCAACAUCAUUUUUUCUAAUGGAUUGUCAGAUCCUUACAGCGUUGGCGGAGUCUUGGAAGAUAUUUCAGAUACUGUAGUCGCAAUCACGACAAAUGGUUCACAUUGUCAAGAUAUCAGUUUGAAAAACAAAGAAGAUCCGCAGUGGCUGGUGAUGCAAAGAGAGAAAGAGAUUAAAGUUAUUGAUUCUUGGAUUUCAACGUACCAAAAUGAUCUACGAGAUCUUAACAUGUCAAUCUAAGUUAAUAAUUUGAUUGAAUAAAGAGUUUUAUACUUC
Messenger RNA from Arabidopsis arenosa, 1610 nucleotides. NCBI's taxonomy places the organism in Eukaryota, Viridiplantae, Streptophyta, Magnoliopsida, Brassicales, Brassicaceae. The record is from the annotation of a GenBank genome assembly.